GACUACUGUUUACUCAUGGUCAAAAGUGUAUGCGACGACUCAAUUUUGACUUCGGAACGCUCGGAUUCGGCGGCUUAUAAAUGCGUGCAGGUUGAUGCGGACCUCCUCAGUUCAGGUUUACUGCUGCAGAUAAAACGUGAUCAUCUUAGAAACAUGACCUCCAGAUUUGCGCAAGUUGAGGCCGCACCGGCUAUCGAAGUCUUCGCUCUCAACAAGGGAUACACCGAAGACACUUUCAAAAAUAAAGUUAGUCUUGGUGUCGGAGCAUACAGAAAUGAGGAAGGCACACCAUGGGUUUUGCCGGUGGUGAGAUUGGCCGAAAAGAAUUUGGCCGCUGAUGAUACCAUCAACAAGGAGUACUUCCCCAUUCUUGGUUUGGAAAAUUUCUCAUUCAACGCCACGAAGCUGCUGCUCGGCGCCCAGAAUGAUGCUUUCAUCGAACAGAGGGCAUUUGGAGUUCAAUCAUUGUCCGGCACUGGAGCUCUCCGAAUUGGUGCUGAAUUCUUGCACCGAGUGCUCGGCUACAACGUGUACUAUUAUUCGAAUCCCAGUUGGGAGAACCACAAGCUGAUCUUCAACAAUUCUGGUUUCACCGAGAGCAGGGAAUACCGCUACUGGUGCCCAGAGAGUCGCGGUUUGAACAUGGAGGGUCUUCUGGAGGAUUUGCGCGGCGCCCCCGAAAACGCCGUCAUCAUCCUGCACGUCUGCGCUCACAAUCCGACCGGUUGCGAUCCCACCGAAGAGCAAUGGAAGGAGAUCGCCGACGUCAUGGAGGAACGCAAGCUUUUCCCGUUCUUCGACUCCGCUUACCAGGGCUUCGCUUCCGGUGAUCUGGAAAAGGAUUCGUGGGUGGUCAGGUACUUCGUCUCCAGAGGAUUCGAAUUGUUCUGCGCCCAAUCGUUCAGCAAAAACUUUGGACUGUACAACGAGAGGAUCGGAAACUUGACCAUCGUCCUGAACAAUGCCAGUAACGCUCCCCUCAUCAAGUCCCAGAUGAGCAUCAUCGUCAGAGGAAUGUACUCUAACCCGCCAAGCCACGGCGCCAGGAUCGUCUCCUUCGUCUUAAACAACAACGAUUUGUUCAACGAAUGGAAGGACAACGUUCGCACGAUGUCCACCCGCAUCUUCGAGAUGCGUAAAGCUCUGAGAGGUGCUCUCGAGAGGCUGCAGACCCCAGGAAACUGGGAUCACAUCACCACUCAAAUUGGAAUGUUCUCAUACACUGGUUUAACAGCAAAACAAUCACAGCAUAUGGUCGAGAAACACCACAUCUACAUGCUCCGUUCCGGCCGUAUUUCCAUGUGCGGUUUAACACACAAGAACAUCGAGUACGUCGCUUCGGCAAUCCACGAAACCGUCUGCAACAUUACCAACAAACUGUAAACGUCUUCGUCUAUGAACUGAAACAAAAUUAUACCAAAAUGGAUAUUUUACAUUGAAUAUAUUUGAUCAUCAAUUCAAUAUAUUAAUUUACUACAAUGUAUCGAUAGAUUUACGUAUAUACACACCAGUAAACACAUAUUAAAAAGAAAAUGCAUUAAAAGACACGAAUUAUCAUAAAUUUAUUUAU
This is a messenger RNA of Nicrophorus vespilloides, 1570 nucleotides long. RefSeq names its product aspartate aminotransferase, cytoplasmic (gene Got1). NCBI's taxonomy places the organism in Eukaryota, Metazoa, Arthropoda, Insecta, Coleoptera, Silphidae. Gene Ontology annotation, biological process: L-aspartate biosynthetic process. Gene Ontology annotation, molecular function: L-aspartate:2-oxoglutarate transaminase activity; pyridoxal phosphate binding. The transcript has 8 exons. The record is from RefSeq and is a predicted model, not a curated record. Gene Ontology annotation, cellular component: cytosol. Bases 16 to 1383 code for a protein of 455 amino acids.